Folsomia candida is the source of this 1355-nucleotide messenger RNA. RefSeq lists its product as uncharacterized. The coding region runs from base 313 to 1284 and encodes 323 amino acids. The record is from RefSeq and is a predicted model, not a curated record. The transcript has 5 exons. NCBI's taxonomy places the organism in Eukaryota, Metazoa, Arthropoda, Collembola, Entomobryomorpha, Isotomidae.
UAGGCGGCUAUAAGCUGAUAUCAUAUCACUGAAUUCUGAUAAGGCAGGUUUAUUGACGCAUUCUUACCGUCUUACCUGCCUCCCAGCCGGCUUGAAAAUCUGCAUUAUCACAAUCUAUUUUUGUUCAUUUACUGUGUUAUUGAUUUAUUCACAACGUAGAAUUACCAAUAGUUGGCUAUAUUUAUUGACAUUUAAUUGACGUUUAACCAAAGCAGCUGCUGUAUCCAUAGCGGAGGUUUAACGAUUUGACAUGGUCGUGAUUAUCAAAAUUGUAGAUAAGACUAUUGAGUGCAAAACCUAACCAGAUUCCUCAUGCGGCGUAACUCAUUUGUCAACACUUCGCCAAAAUUUGCCAUGUCAGCUCCUUGGCAAAGGUUUGGAAUCCUACUUGGGACAAUUGGUUUCAUAGUUGUCUGCUUUAGAGUGGCAACAAAGUCCUCAGAAGACGGGGACAAGUCUAAACAUGGCGAUCCCGAUAUUUCUUACUCAAGCAUGAUCUCAGUCCCGAUCGAGGAAGUGAUGGCUGGUGAUCCCAUCGUCUUGGCCCAGGAUGAUCCUCGUGUUACACAAUAUAUUUGGAAUCAUGGGUAUAUAGUAGCCCCAUCGGAAAUAGACUACAACUUGACGGCCCCCAAUAAAAAUCCAUCUAUGGGACAGGGUCAGAUGAUUCGUAAAAUUUUUAAGGACAUGAAAGGAGGAUUUUUUAUCGAAUCGGGUGCACUCGACGGCGAGACGAGAUCGAACACCUUAUUUCUAGAGAAGGAGUUGGGGUGGAAGGGAUUGUUGAUUGAGGCCGACCCCAAGAACUAUGGCAUGGUUUUGGAAAAACGAAGAAAAGCAUGGUCAUCAAAUACGUGCUUGGCAACGAAGCCAUAUCCCCACAAAGUUGUGUUCCGACAACAAUUUAAUGUUGGUAAAAUCAAAGAUGAUUCUUCGAAAUCUAUGGGCAAUAAAACCGCCUCUGGAUACGCCGUUGUGCAAUGUUUCCCUGUUUACUCGCUGCUGUCGGCCCUCUCAGUCUCCACGAUUGACUACUUUAGCCUUGACGUGGAGGGCGUCGAAAUGGAGGUGCUGGCCAAUAUACCGUUCGACAAAGUAUUUAUCAAGACUUUAUCCGUGGAAUUCAACCACGUGAGUGCAGGAAAGGCUGGGUUGAGAAAGGUGAUGGAAGACAAAGGCUAUGUCGUCGUGGGAGAAGUGUCACAUCCGCAAGGACUCGCAAACGAUUUUAUUUUUGUACAUCACAGUCUUCAUGAACUCAUUGCAGCUUCUAAAGAACAAUAAAAUGUUAGGAAAUAAACUUGUAUUUAUUUACUUAUUUAUUGUUCGAUAUAAUUAAAAUUUAUGAAGCGUUA